Vespula pensylvanica (western yellowjacket) is the source of this 2535-nucleotide messenger RNA. Its product is annotated as arrestin domain-containing protein 17. The record is from RefSeq and is a predicted model, not a curated record. Gene Ontology annotation, biological process: protein transport. The coding region runs from base 238 to 1419 and encodes 393 amino acids. Gene Ontology annotation, cellular component: cytoplasm. The transcript has 7 exons. Lineage: Eukaryota; Metazoa; Arthropoda; Insecta; Hymenoptera; Vespidae.
UCGCUUUCGACAUACUCGGCGCCACGCGUGAGUCGACUUUCGUUGACGCGCGUCUUUUCGCGAGAGUCGCUCCGUGAGUGCCGGCAUUUACGAGCAGACCGAUAUAGAGCUUUCCAGUGCUUCCGAAUGUUGCAGUUGGAAUGAGAUAAGUAGGAGAGAAGAAAGAAGGGUUCGAAAAUAAGGCACGCUCUCUUUUUCUCUCUCUCUCUCUCUCUCUCUCUCUCUGUCUCUGUCAAGAUGGGUUUGAAGAAAUUCGAGAUCAUUUUUGAUAAUCCAUGGAAAAUUUAUUAUCCCGGACAGAUGGUAUCGGGAAAUAUAGUACUGGUUCUAGACGGAGUAAAAAAGAUUCGCGGUAUAUGCGUCAAGGUAAAAGGAGAGGCAAACACUUAUUGGACGACGGAUAAACAAACGUUGGACAAUACGGGAAACUAUCGAGAUGAGAAUACGACGUUCAACGCGCACGAAGAAUAUUUUCAGACAAAGUACUAUCUCGUCGGAUCGGCUUCUGGAAAUGAAAUCGAGAUACAGGCGGGUGAACACAAGUUCCCGUUCACGUGUACUUUGCCGGAGAAUUUACCGAGCAGUUUCGAGUCUGACUUCGGUCAUGUUCGAUAUACGGUCAAGGCCAUCUUAGAUCGCCCUUGGAAAUUUGAUCAGGAAGUCAAAGCGGCAUUCACGAUUGUCUUGCCGUUUGAUCUGAAUCAAGAACCCAGGACAUCGGAACGAAUCAGAGAGGAAAUGAGCAAAUCCUUUUGCUGUCUUUGCUGCACCAGUGCACCUUUGAACGUCGCCUAUUCUUUACCCGUCAGAGGAUACGUUCCCGGUCAAUCGAUGCCGAUAAGGAUAAACGUUGAAAAUUUAUCUAACGUCACCGUGGAUCGCGUCACUCUGAGCCUUUGCAAGAUCGUGACAUUCCGCGCUACCAGUCCACAAACGGAUACAAGAAUCGAGGAGAUGGUGGUAACGGAGGUCAGUAAAGGACCCGUCGACGGCGGAGCUACUGCCGAUUACGAACAAAACUUGGACGUGCCGGCCCUUCCUCCGUCGAAUUUAAAUAGUUGCGGUAUCAUCGAUCUCGAGUAUCGUCUCAAGGUCGAAGCGUGCAUCGAGGGAUGGUAUCAUCGUAAUCUAAAGAGCGAUACUCCCGUUUUCGUGGGAACGAUACCGUUGGUGAACUAUCAGAUACCAAGUGCUCCUCCCGAGAACAUAGUGUUCGCCGCUUCGCCAACGAAAACUUCUGAAAAAUAUUAUCUAUCUCCUACUUCGAAUUUAUAUCCAGAAUUACCGCCGCCGUCGUACGAGGAAUCAACGUAUGGCGCCAAAAAUCUACGAGAACGCGGCGAGUCGGAAUACGUGAUCGGUCUUACGAAUCAUUUCGCACCGAAAUAUCCCUUUUAUCAUUUUCCGACGGGCCAAUGAAACGAAACGAAUCCAUUAAAGGGAAAAGUUUUCGUUACAUUUCUAUCUUGUGCUGCGGAUGCAAAUAUUUGGAAGAAAUCUUCGUAGAACGACGCCGAAAGAUCUCCCCCACUAAUUAUUUUGCUCUCCUCCGAUCCUCCUAUAACAUUGUGUAAUUUUCCUGUCCCACAUUUAUACGUCUGUAUUUUUUUUUUUUUGUUUCAUCUCGUUUUAUCACAUUUUACUUAAUAUUACUUUACGACAAACCUGAAUUUUUUCAUGUUUUUAAAGUACAAUUUAUAUUUGGUCCUGGCAUCCUACCGAAAAUCAUAUUGUAUGAUGUGAAAGCUAUAAAAUUACUCGUACUGUGCAAUUAUACGCUGUAGUAUAGUAGUACGCUACGCUUACGCUAGUGUAUAACGUACUACUAUAACUUUUAAAUGAUAUCACUUGUACUGGUAUGGCAGUACGUACGCAACAAGCAAGACGUACAGGCAUUGGUAUGACAUACUAGUACAAAAAGUAAUGUAAUAUAAAAGUUAUAGUAUAAGUACUAUCGUAUAUUAUAUCUAGUAUAUGUAUACCAUCCUAUCAUACAAUUACGUUAGUACAAGUAAUGCUAUAACUUUUACGUUCUACGACUUCGUUGUAUAUACGACAAAACAUUGGACUAUAGAUGGAUCAUUAAAGAAUUAUUUGUCACGAAAUUAUACGACGAGGGAUAAAAACACGCGCAUCGAUCUAAAGUAAACUUCACUGCCAGCUUGUAAACGAUAAAUUUCGAAUACGUUUAUUGCUUUACAUGCAAGUACAAUAUCGUUUUAUACAUAUGUGUUUUGUAGAUUAUAAAGCACAGCUCGAAACGCGCAAAUAUUUUUCGAUUAUUACAUAUUAUAUUCGCUAAUUAUCGUACAGAUAAUAUUUUACUAUUACGCUUAAGAAACUAGCUUUCGAUUAACUUCGAUUUCGAACCCACAGCUUAUUUUUGAGGUGUGCGCACGAUAUUCUUAUAGAAUAGUACUACGAUUUAAUAGGCGUGUGAAAUUGUUGAAGUUCUAUGGACAAUCUAAUUUUGUAUCUAUCAGAAAUCAUCUGUAAGACUUGUGCUUUUUCAAAAUAAUCAUGAUUUUUCGUAAA